This is a messenger RNA of Radiomyces spectabilis, 1119 nucleotides long. RefSeq lists its product as uncharacterized. The record is from RefSeq and is a predicted model, not a curated record. Gene Ontology annotation, molecular function: histone deacetylase activity. Lineage: Eukaryota; Fungi; Mucoromycota; Mucoromycetes; Mucorales; Radiomycetaceae. The transcript is spliced from 6 exons. Gene Ontology annotation, cellular component: histone deacetylase complex. Gene Ontology annotation, biological process: chromatin organization. Bases 1 to 1119 code for a protein of 372 amino acids.
AUGAAUGAAUCUACCCUUUCACCCGUCCGCGCACGACGGCGAUUGCAGACAGGCUACGUCUACGAUGUGCUCAUGUCAUAUCAUCAAGAAACCGGUACACAGCUUCCGGACAGCCAUCCGGAAAAUCCAUUACGCAUCUUUUACAUCUACGAAGAAUUUCGCAAACAGGGCUUUCUUGAUGAGUGUGUCCGUAUACCCGCCGUCAAAGCAUCCAAAGACGAUAUCCUGGCUGUUCACGAUUUGGAACAUUAUCGCACCAUUCGGUCGACCCGAAAAAUGGCGGCCACCCAUCUGCGAGCGUUGCAGGAAGAAUACGAUUCUAUAUAUUUCAACAACCAUUCAUUUGAGAGCAGUCUCUACGCUGCCGGGGGCGUGCUUCAAGCGUGCAAAGCGGUGGUCACUGAUAAAGUAAAAAAUGCAUUUGCCAUUGUCCGGCCUCCAGGUCAUCAUGCCGAAUACGAUUCUCCCAUGGGAUUUUGUCUAAUGAACAAUGUCGCUAUCGCCACUCGCUUCUGUAUGAAAAAUCACCAUAUCAACCGUGUGAUGAUCCUCGACUGGGAUGUUCAUUUUGGUAAUGGUACGCAGCAAAUCUUUGCCAACGAUCCAAAUGUGUUAUACAUGUCAUUGCAUCGGUACGAGGAAGGCGUUUUCUAUCCAUCUGAUAAAAAGGGAUCCGCUGGCUAUGUCGGUUACGGUGCAGGCGAAGGAAAGACUGUCAAUAUUCCUUGGACACGGGCCGGUAUGAAGGAUGCCGAUUAUAUACAUGCGUUUCAUCAAGUGGUGUUACCAAUUGCCAUGGAAUUUUCGCCAUCGCUUGUCAUUGUUUCUGCCGGAUUUGAUGCCGCAGCCGGCGAUCCCAUAGGUCAAUGUCUGGUAUCUCCCGCAGGGUACAGUCAGAUGGUCCAUUUGCUGAAAAGUCUAGCACAUGGACGGUUGGUCGUGGCGCUGGAAGGUGGCUACAAUUUGGAAUCCAUCUCUGUUUCCGCCGCAGCGUGUAUGUCAGUAUUACUUGACGAACCUCCUCAACCGGUGGUUGACAUGACUCCCAGUGACGAAUGCAUCAAGGUGGUUCAACGGGUCAAACAAAUCCAAUCUCGUUACUGGAAAGCAUUUCGAUGA